Molecule: messenger RNA, 588 nt
Organism: Neltuma alba
Lineage: Eukaryota; Viridiplantae; Streptophyta; Magnoliopsida; Fabales; Fabaceae
Exons: 1
Coding region: 1-588 (195 amino acids)
Molecular function (GO): catalytic activity
Source: RefSeq, a predicted model, not a curated record
AUGAUAAUAGUCUGGAAUGUUAGAGGAGCAGCCGGAAAUGCUUUCGGUCAUGCUAUGAAAGAUAUGAAAAAGAGAUUAAAACCUUCAUUGGUAGUCUUAGUAGAAACUAGAUGCAGUGGAAUAAAUGCUCAAAAAGCUAUUAAGAGAAUGGGUUUCAAAUAUCAGGAAAUAGUAGAGGCAAAUGGCAUGUCAGGGGGAAUAUGGAUACUAUGGGAUGAUGAAAAUAUUAAGCUAAAAGCCCUAGAGAAACAUCACCAAUUUCUACACUGUGAGGUCAACGGCCUAAGAGGAAGCAAGUGGCUCUUCACAGCAAUUUAUGCAAGCCCACGAGCAGCUGAAAGACAAUUACUAUGGGAGUCUUUAAAAUCCAUGUCAAGAAAUAUUAAUGGCCCAUGGCUCCUAGCAGGUGACUUUAAUGAUAUUAAAACACCAGAAGAGCAAAGAGGAGGAAUCAAGGUGAAUGAAAGGAAAUGCAACAAGUUCUGCAGUAACAUGAAUGAUUGCAAUCUAAUCGACAUGGGAACAGAAGGACCAAAGUACACAUGGAAAGGGCCCAUAGUCCAUUUAGGUAUUUCUAUUUGCACUUGA